This is a messenger RNA of Bolinopsis microptera, 3477 nucleotides long. RefSeq names its product cell division cycle protein 27 homolog. The transcript has 15 exons. Gene Ontology annotation, biological process: cell division; protein ubiquitination; anaphase-promoting complex-dependent catabolic process. Bases 225 to 2249 code for a protein of 674 amino acids. Gene Ontology annotation, cellular component: anaphase-promoting complex; cytoplasm. NCBI's taxonomy places the organism in Eukaryota, Metazoa, Ctenophora, Tentaculata, Lobata, Bolinopsidae. Gene Ontology annotation, molecular function: protein binding. The record is from RefSeq and is a predicted model, not a curated record.
AGUAAUGAAUAGCUUUACCAAAUUAUGUUAGCUAGGUACAUUUUAUGUAAAAGAGACUUUCAUCGGGAAGCAGACAAGUGGCUCAGAAAAGUUGAAUCUCACAUAUAUAUCGUUUACUCCGAAACUUCUAACAAAGCUUGCUAUCUGUUUGUUGGAUCCCAAGUAUCAUUGGUGUAAUUGAAAGAGAACAGUUAGCUAAGGUACCGCUUCAUAUCACGACCGUGAUGGGGUGCUGCAAGGAGAAAGACCCUGCUAAGGCAGCUGUUUGGCAUGCACUCAACUACUAUGCCUUCGAGGAUGCCAGUUUCUUAGCAGAGCGUCUUUUUCUUGAGAACAAAGGCUGUGAGACGCUAUACCUCUUGGCAACAUGCUAUUACCGACAGGGACGUGUUGCUGAAGCCUAUGAUCUGCUCAAGAAGUCCCACAGCACCACCCCUAAAUGCCGGCUUUUGUUUGCUCAGUGUUGUGUAAAACUGAACAAGUUAUCCGAGGGUGAACAGACCCUGGUGAACACUAGCACUGACGGAACACUUGCGGCUAUUGAGAACAGUAUCACGGCUGAGUUUCAGGAGAUUUCAGGCAUUUGUCUAAGCACCCUCGCUACCAUUUACAGGAGAUGUCACAGACUGGAGCAUGCUGUUUACUUCUAUAGAGCAAGUUUGAAGCGAAAUCCUUACCUCUGGUCCAGUUAUGCUAACUUGUGUCAAGCAGGAGAAAAGGACAGUCCUGACGACUACUUUAAGACGACAAACUGUCCCUCCUUUGUAGCCCAAACCUCUUCCCCUGGUGCCCUCAGUGAAAUCACAAACGACAUGAACCUCGUUAAUCCUGGGGAGAAGAUCUAUCAGAACUACACCCCCAAGUGUACAUUUGGACAGGUUUUAGCACACUCUACACCCAUUUCCAGCGGCAAUAACAACCAAAUUCCCAGUUCAGUACACUGUACCCCCGAUCAGAUAAGGGACCACCUCUCCAAUCACAGAGACAGAGUGGUUGAAGACGAUAACCCUUGUACGACCCCUGGCUCGGCUCUUAGAAAACAGGGUGAUCCAUUCUGUAGCAGCAAGGUCAGGAGAAGUUCCCGUUUAAUGACUAGUGGGAGAAAUAUGAAGUCAAAGGAGAAUGAUAGGAAAGCUGGAAAUAAAGCUCAAAGAACCGGUCCCAGUAUUAUCGGAGAUGCGUUCAAGAAGUCAAGCACCAAAGACAAGUCAAUAUUAAGUAAAAGGAACCCAAACAUGAUCAUUAGCAGUAUCAUGAGUCUGUUUUCUCAGCUAGGACAAGCAUAUCAGUCCAUCUGCCAGUAUGAGUGUAAGAAAGCGCUCCAGUUGUUCAACAAACUCCCUAAAAACCACUACUCGUCCGGCUGGGUGUUGAGUCAGUGUGCUAGAGCGCUUUACGAAAUGACAGAGUAUAACCAGGCAGCUAGAAUAUACCAGUCAGUUCAUCAGAACGAAUCAUCCCGCUGCUCUGAUCUUACAUUCUACGGUACCUGCCUGUGGUACACGCAACGCGAAGUAGAACUAUCCGCACUGGCCAAUGAGAUGCUCGAGGCCAACAAGAAUUCUCCAGAGACGUGGUGCGCAGUUGGCAACUGUUUCUCCCUCCAAAAAGAGCAUGAGACAGCUAUAAAAUUCUUCGAGAGAUCAGUCCUGGUCGAUCCAGAGUUUGCUUACGGCUACACUUUACUUGGUCACGAGUACAGCUUUAUAGACGAGCUGGAUGACGCUAUGAACUGUUUUAGACAUGCUGUUAGAAUAGACCCCCGCCAUUACAACGCUUGGUACGGUAUAGGACAGAUAUACUUCAAACAAGAGAAGCACGAAUUAGCGCUCUGCCAUUUCCGGAAAGCUCAGAGUAUAAACCAAAGUAACGCAGCCAUUAUGGCACACAUAGCUGUGGUGUUGAAUGCUAUGAAGAAGCACAAAGAAGCACUGAAAGUGCUAACUAAAGCGCUCGAGCAGCACCCAAAGCACCCACUGUGCAAGUUCCACAAAGCGUCCACUUUAUUGUGUCUGGAAAAGUGCGACAGUGCGUUGGGGGAGUUAGAUGAGUUAGAAGCGAUCACUCCUACAGAAAGUCUUAUCUACUUCCUUAAAGCGAAGAUACACCGCAAGAUGGGAAACUCGCACCUAGCUAUGAUGCACUUCUCCUGGGCCAUGGACCUCGACCCCCAGGGGAGCAACAAUCACAUCAAGGAGGCAAUAGACAAACACUACCAACCUGACGACCUAUCAGCUGAGAACACAUAACGAUAACCGUCGCGAAGUGCUGUUCAAGUAUUGCCGUGUAUAUUACGGUAUUAUGAGUUAUGACGGAACGUGUCUUGGUUACGCUUUGCCGUAUCCAGUCACGGUGUGCCCUCUUGUGCUGUGUCACAAUAGUGUACAAAUAACAGAGAUAAAGGGAAUGAUGCCUGAUUGUCAGUGCGUGUGUGCGUGUGUGGAGUACUGGACACUUUCCAAUACAUCAGUCAUAUUUCCUGUGCAAGUGGUUUUGUUAAGGUGUCAUAGUAUGAUAUUGAUUUUAGCUGUAUAAAUUCUAUUGUUCCUUGUUGCUGUGACUGUCAUUAUUUCAUGGUUUUUACUAAUUUUUACACUCGAAAGUCGAAACUAUGAGACAGGCCCCUUGAAACUAUCUCCGCGUCUUGAUUUUUUAAAUCCCGCUUUAAAAGCAUCCUUACAUUACAUUGCAUUCCAUUUUAGAUCGUAACUGAUUGAUACAAGUAAAAUUGGGCUAAUAACCAUGAUUAUAGUGAUUAGGUCCUAUUAUUCCUAUAUAAAUUUAUUUGUUAAAGAAAUCUCAACCGAAAGGUCUGGCUGUUGUGUUAUGUCUUGAAUAUUUAAUGUUAUUUCCAAUGUAAUGUAACGGUGUUGCUGUAGCUGUCUUAGAGUGUGCUUUAACAGUUAAAAUGGGAAUCUAAAUAUCUUCAUUUUCGAGGUUAUUGAUAUGUUUUAUGGUCUUAGUUAAUAUUAUGUUAACGUUGUCCCUGUAGAGAUCGGACAUGUGGCCAAUUAUUUCAUUGAAUUUGAACUGCCUUUUAAAAAGUGUUUGAAAUUGUUCAUUUAUGUGAACAGUCAACUUUGACAAGCCACUGCGAUUCCCACUACGCCAUACGAGUUAUGUGCACAAUGUCUGUUUACAUUUUUGUUAGUUACACUGUCAAUCAAAAUGAAUCAUUCAGUAAUAUCCCUAAAUAGUGUACCGUUUUAUUUGUAAAUAUUAACCUGGACGUUUUAAAAGGAGGACUACAGUUUUAGACAUGCAAGAGUUUUCUUAUUUUCCUCACCAGUGUCACUGGGAUAGUUUGAAAGAUCUACCGAUCAUCUGAGCAAGGAAAACUACGAUUUUAUGCUUCAAGAUAAGUUGUUUCAGAUCCCUGGAUCCAGAUAAAUAACAAUUGGGAACUUUUUUGAGUGCAUUGAUAAUCAUAAGUAUUUUAUAUGUGUAUUGUUAAAAUGAAAUAUUGUUACAUGAUGA